Mesorhabditis spiculigera is the source of this 471-nucleotide messenger RNA. NCBI's taxonomy places the organism in Eukaryota, Metazoa, Nematoda, Chromadorea, Rhabditida, Rhabditidae. The record is from the annotation of a GenBank genome assembly.
AUGGCGCUGAAUCAGAGUUUGGUCGAGAGUUUCCACAGCGACUUCGCCUCCGACCCGGAAAUCCGGAAGCUGAUCGAGUUCCGACUGAAGCGUGAGGAAUCUUUUGAUACUUUUGCAAAGGAGGACCAGCAGUUGGCCACCGAAUUCUUUGAGGCACGCCGGAAAUUGACCAACAAAGAAGUGCAGUUACAUGCCGGGCAGCGGACAGUUGAGGAGCUCGAGAUUCUGAAAGCCAAGAAAUUCUCGACAACCCACGAGCUCGACAUUGCCGCCCACAUCGAGCGCGAGGAGCUGAAGGACAAGCUGCGCCGCGCGAGGAUUAGUCUUGGAGAGGACCUAGCCGACUUCAACCGCGCCAAGAACGAGGUGCUCCGCGCAAUGCAAAAGAGAACCGCGAUCCGGAAACAGCUCAAUGACUUCAUCACCGCCACCAUGAUGCCCGAACCCGAAAAGACACAAGAAGCCCAAUCU